AUGAAUUUUCUUCGAUCUCUGUACAUCCUGCUCAUCGCCUUCUUUAUCUUUGUUUUCCUGUUUGUUCAAUACCAGCCGUUACGAUAUCUACAAACAAAAUCCGUGGACAGGGAAGCCACAGAAAUGAAAAAAGAAAAAGAUAGUAUGCUUCAAGAAAUGAAAAAAGAAAAAGAUAGUAUGCUUCAAGAAUUGAAAAAAGAAAAAGAAAAUAGGCAGAAACAAAUGAAGGACCAAAACGAAGACAUGACAAAAAAAAUAACAAUAACGAAACCAAAAGAACCAACUGUUCCUCAAAACAUUGGAGUAAAAGAUUUGUGUACAUUGCUUGAUAAAGGUAUUCAAGUUGACUCUUGGUGGAAAUAUGUUUGUUUGAUUGAAAGGAAUAUCGAUAAGCCUCUAGGUUAUAAUUGUAAGAAUGCUAAGAACAUGGGAAAUUGGAAAGUUUGUUUUGAUGAAAAAUACAGCCCUAUUCGUCCAGAUAAACCCUGUUUAGUUUAUUCGUUUGGGAUAGCUUGGGAUUUUACAUUUGAUAUCGCAAUGGCGAAAGAAGGUUGUGAGGUGUAUUCAUUCGAUCCAAGGAAGCCUCAGGUCUGGAAAACUCGAACAUUGAGGUCUGUUAUGAAAAUGUUACACCACGAAAAUAGAGUGAUCGACGUAUUGAAAUUUGAUAUUGAGCUAGCUGAAUGGAAGGUCAUGAUAAAUAUUAUCAAAGAUGGAAUGCUUCCUCAAAUACGACAGCUACUUACAGAAUGGCACAUCUUUCCAGGAGCACCAAAAAGAGAUGAACUUAAAACCUUUUAUGAAAUGCAUCGUGAUUUGCCAUCACACGGGCUGGAGACGUUUUUUAAAACGGGUCAUGCUCGUCAACAUUCUGAUUUACUAAAAUUUAAUUCCCAAGCCGAGUCUUGUUAUAUCAAUGUCAAGUUUACGGACUCAAAAUAA
Molecule: messenger RNA, 942 nt
Organism: Lottia gigantea (owl limpet)
Lineage: Eukaryota; Metazoa; Mollusca; Gastropoda; Lottiidae
Exons: 6
Coding region: 1-942 (313 amino acids)
Source: RefSeq, a predicted model, not a curated record